AUGAACGUGGCCGGGAAUCAAGCACCCGAAGUGAUCGAGCGCCCGGCCAGCCUCCUCGUGCCAACUUGGACAAAAACUGGGAUAGCCUUGCUGUACAGUGAAGAGACCAGUAAUACCUAUGAUAUCCGUCUCAAGCUGACAAAAGAAGUAUUAAUCAUACAGAAGCAGGAUGUGAUCUGUAUCAGUGGAGGUGAAUCCCAUUCAGAUCACAGAACCGUUGUACUUCGAAGACAAGCUGCUGGAGGUUUUGGUCUAAGCAUCAAAGGAGGUGCAGAACACAAAGUGCCUGUGGUCAUUUCAAAGAUUUUCAAAGAUCAAGUUGCUGAUCAAACAGGAAUGCUGUUCAUUGGAGAUGCCGUGUUACAGAUCAAUGGCAUCAGUGUUGGAAAUGCAACUCAUGAAGAAGUUGUGCAUCUCUUGAGGAACGCCGGGGAUGAAGUCACCAUCACAGUUCAGUAUCUCAGGGAGGCUCCAUCAUUCCUGAAACUCCCACUAGGUUCUCCGGAACCAUGCAGUGAUCAUAGUAGCAGAGCAUCUUCUCCACUUUUCGACAGUGGUUGUCAUCUAAAUGGAAAUUCUAACCAUACAGUCCCUUCCUCACCCUUAUCGCCCUCAGCUAAUGAACCAAAGUACGAGAAGCGGUGGGUGGACACCCUGUCCCUCCCGUUGCUGAUGGCCCGAGUCUCCAGAUAUAGAGCCGGCACACACAAAUUAAGGCCGAACUGUUUUGAAGUCAUUGCCUUAGAUGGAGAAUGUUCCAGUAUUCUACAAUUCAGCACAGCCUCCGAAAGCACAGACUGGCUUCAAUCAAUAUCCACCAACAUCAACAACCUUACACUUGAAAAUAUGAAAGUGAUUAACAAAUGCUUUGCACCUGAGGACCAGAUAAUUCACAUGGGGUGGGUGUGUGAAAACCUUCAGGCCAGUGACUCUUCCCCGCUCUACAACUUCAAGUUCCUAGCACUGAAAGGAUCUUCCCUCUUUAUCUUCAGGAGACCUCCUGUCAGCACAUUGGACUGGGAGCGCCCUGAAGCCAUCCAUAACCUCUGUGAAGUUCUGUUUAAGACUCACAAGCUGUGCAUUGCAGAGGACUGCUGGAUCCAGAUGAAGGCCCACCAAGGUCUUCAGCGUGACUGCGAACCCAAGGAGAGCCGACCUUUCUCCUUCAGCGUGCUGGUGGGCCAUGGGCAGAGCCACUCCUUCAGUGUGGAGUUGGGCAGUGACCUCGUCACAUGGGAAAAGGCUUUCCAAAGAGCCGUCUUCAUGGAAGUACAAAGAGUAGGGUCAAAGACCUACAUGUGUAGUAGCCAAGGAAAAAUCCUCUGUUUCACUAUUGAUUUUGGAUCUGGCUUCACAUGCUCUGAAAGUAAUACAAAGAACAUUUUGUGGAGGUAUAAAUUCUCCCAGCUGAAGGGAUCUUCUGAUGAUGGCAAGACUCGCGUGAAACUCCUGUUCCAGAAUUCAGAGAACAAGCAAAUAGAAAUGAAGGAGUUGGAGUUUGCAAACCUGACUGCUGUCUUACACUGUGUCCACUCCUUCAUCGCCGCCAAGGUAGCAUCUGUGGACCCCGUGUUUAUCAGCAGUCACAGCAUUGCUAGAAAGCACACGUACAACUAG
Messenger RNA from Scleropages formosus (Asian bonytongue), 1617 nucleotides. It is a transcript of the gene sntg2, whose product is annotated as syntrophin, gamma 2. The coding region runs from base 1 to 1617 and encodes 538 amino acids. The record is from RefSeq and is a predicted model, not a curated record. Gene Ontology annotation, cellular component: intracellular anatomical structure; dystrophin-associated glycoprotein complex. NCBI's taxonomy places the organism in Eukaryota, Metazoa, Chordata, Actinopteri, Osteoglossiformes, Osteoglossidae. The transcript is spliced from 17 exons. Gene Ontology annotation, molecular function: protein binding; structural molecule activity.